CCAGAAGGAGGCUGGCUGGCCAGGCUGGCCCUGCUCCGGCCGGCCACACAGAGCCUACAGGAGACAGAGCCCAGGAGGAAGGGCCUGGGACGUGGGUCUCAGCUGGGCUCCUGAUGGGCAGGAACACAAGAUUCUGGAGCACUGAGGACCCCGACCCUGCCUACAACCCAACCCACCUGCUUGUCCAGAGCUGACCAGGGAGAUGGUGCUGACCUCAGGGCUAUUCCCCACAGCUCUGCUGGCCCUGUACUGGGCAUCCAGUCUGGCUCAGGCAGAAACCAUCCCACUGCAGACCCUGAGCUGCUAUAAUGAUUACACCAGCCACAUCAUCUGCAGGUGGGCAGACACCCAGGACUCUCAGCGGCUUGUCAACUUGACCCUCUAUCGCCGGGUGGAUGAGGCCCCCCCGGAGCCAGCGUCCUGUGAACUCAGUAAGGACAAGCACUGGCCAAACUGCCCAUAUCCCCACUGUGUGGCCCGGAGAUGUGUCAUUCCCUACAAGCUCUUCGUCUUUGCCGAAAAUGACUACUACUCAUUCCAGCCAGAUCGGCCCCUGGGUGUCCAGCUCACUGUGACUCUGGCUCAGCAUGUGCAGCCCCCGGCACCCCAGGACCUCCAGAUCAGUGCAAUUGGGGAACACUUCCUGCUGAGCUGGAAUGUAACUCUUGGAGGUCCCCAGCCCCACUGGCUGUCACAAGAGGACCUGGAGUUUGAGGUUGUCUACAGACGGCUUCAGGACCCCUGGGAGGACGCCCCCAGCCUCCGCUCCAACACUUCCCAAGUCGUGCUGGGGCCCAGUCACCUCAUGCCCAGUAGCACUUAUGUGGCCCGAGUGCGUACCUUUCUGGUUCCAGGCUCAGACUUCUCUGGACGGCCCAGUGAGUGGAGCCCAGAGGUGCGCUGGGACUCACAGCCAGGGGACCAGGCCCAGCCCCAGAACCUGCAGUGCUUCUUUGACGGGGCUGCUGGGCUCAAAUGCUCCUGGGAGGUGAGGAUGGAGGUGGCCAGCUCAGUCUCCUUCGGGCUCUUCUACAAACCCAGUCUGGCUGCAGGGGAGGAGGAGUGCUCUCCAGUACUGACGGAAGAGCUCAGCAGCCUCUACAUCAGACACCAAUGCCAGAUCCCUGUGCCCAGCCCUGGGACCCAUGGCCAGUACACCAUCUCUGUUCGGCCAAGGAAGGAAGAGAAAUUUUUAAAGAGCUCAGACCACAUCCAGAUGGCCCCCCCAACCAUCAACAUGACCAAGAACGGAGACAGCUACAGCCUUCGCUGGGAAGCAGGGAAAAUGCAAUACAACCACAUAGACCACAUCUUUGAGGUGCAGUACACGAAAAACAUGGCCACGUGGAAGGACAGCAAGACCGAGAUCCUCUUGAAUGCCCACAGCAUGCCCCUGCCAGCCCUGGAGCCCUCCACAAAAUACCACGCCAGGGUGAGAGUGAAGACUUCUGGGCACGGCUACAAUGGGAUCUGGAGCGAGUGGAGUGAGGCGUGCUCCUGGGAAACGGAGUGGGUGCUGCCCACCUGGGUCCUGGCCCUCACCCUAGUCUGCAUCACCCUCUUCGUGCUCCUGGCCCUCCGCUUCUGUGGCAUCUAUGGGUCCAGGUUGAACAAGAAGUGGAAGGAGACCAUCCCCAACCCCAGCAAGAGCCACCUGUUCCAGGGCGGGAAUGGGGGCAUGUGGCUUUCACACAGCAUGUCGGCUUCCACCAGCACAACUCCCCCUGACCAGAGGCUAUUGGGCAGCCACUUCCCUGAGCUGGAGAGGGCGUUCUUUGUAGGCAUCCAGGACAAUGAAGUGUUACCUCUUACCACAGAGGACCCUAAAGGCGUCUGUGAUCCAUCAUUGGGAUCGGCUGUGGCUGCCUCGGAUGGUCCUACAGAGCAGCCCCACAGCCCCCUGCCAGACCUGCCCACCUCCUCCAGCAGGCCUGAGAGCCAGCUUUCCAAUUUUGACUUUAAUGGCCCCUACCUAGGGCCACCCCGAAGCCACUCCCUGCCUGAUAUAGGGGGCCAGACUGCACCCCCACAAACAGGGCCGAGCCAGCAGCUGCCACCCUCAGGGUCCCUGGAGUACUUGUGUCUGCCCGCUGGGGGACAGGUGCAACUGGUCCCAUUGGCCCAGGUGGAGAGGCAGGGCCAGAUCACAGAUGUGGAGCUAAGACCCAGCCCAGAGGCUGAGGGGAGUCCUUCACUAGAGCCUGGAGGUGGCCCCACCCCUCCUGUGCCUGGGCCAGGGGUAGAUGAACAGGGCCCAAAGGACAGCCAAGUGGCUCUGACCACAGGUUCUGGAGACCCUGAGGAUGCUGUUGUGGCUUCUGGUUAUGUCCUUUCUGCAGACCUGUUAUUCACCCCAAACUCAGGAGCCCCAUCUGUCUCUCUGGCUCCUCCCCUGGGCCACUGCUCAGACCAGAACCCCAGCCUCUGUCCUGGGCUGGCCAGUGGGUCCCCUGGAGUACCAGCUCCCAUGCAACCAGGCUUUGGAGGCUACGUGGAGCUCCCUCCACCCAUGGACCAGGCUCCCAAGUCCCCUCCAGGCAGUCCUGCCCCUCUUGUGGCCAGCAGCCCUGUGCUGAGCCCGAGGGAGCUGGCAUCUCCACACCCCGAGGGGCUCCUUGUCCUGCAGCAGGUGGGGGACUAUUGCUUCCUCCCUGGCCUGGGAUCUGGGUCUCUCUCACCCCGGAGUAAGCCCUCUUCCCCGAGACUUUGUCCUGAGGUCAUGGAUCUAGACCAGGCUUUUCAGAUCAAGAAGCCCCCAGGCCAGGCCAUGGCCCAGGUGCCAGCCAUCCAGCUCUUCAAAGCCCUGAAGCAGCAGGACUACCUGUCACUGCCCCCUUGGGAUGUCAGCAGGCCUGGGCAGGUGUGCUGAGAGCCUCCAGACCUGGGCAGACAAGUCCUGCCUUCCUUCCCGCCUUGACUGUCUCUCCUGCCAGCCUCCGCUCUUUCCACAGUCAUCUCUGCAGAGCCAGAGGGAGGCCUCCUGUCCAGGGAGCUAGAGACCUAGGAAGAUAGUCAGCCCUGCUGCUGUCCCCAAGUCCCCUCUUUCACGCUGUCCCACUCAAACACACACUGUUCAAGUUAACUUAUUUUUAGGUUGUGAAUUAUUAGUGCUUUCCAUAAUACUCCUUCCCUCAUCCCCCUCAUUUUCUUUUUUAGCAGGUUUCCUUUUGAUAUUUUUUCUUCUUGCUUCACUAAUUUAUACUUAGAGUACAGUUGGGGUCCAACAACACCUACUUGGAUAUUGAGAGGUGUCUGAUUGUGUUUAUGGACUUGAGUGGGCUGCCUGUCCCCAGCAGGCACUGAUGCAGGACACGAUUCUUGCCCAGGUGCAGAGUCAGAAGGCACCAAGUGGGUGCCAUAGGGGUGAGGACAGGGAAGAGCGGUGCAGGCUCGGGGAUGGGAGGACCGAGACCAGCCUUGAUUGUCACUCCACGAAAUGAGUGUGGCCAGGGGUGUGCAAGAGGCUAUUUGGGAGCUUCCUGCAGAGUGUCACAGAAAUAACAGCAAGGCCUCAGGUCAAGUAGAAAAGUUGCUGACCUGGGCCAUGAAUGGCUAAAGUGAUGGCCAGGCCCGGACCAGGGGAAUAUUGGGAAGGGAGAGGAAUCCAGAAUCCACAUUUGCUAUAGAAAGUUGGGAAAAAUUACUGAACAAAGGAAACCAGAAAAAUGACUAAAGGGCUUUUAAUCUGAGUGGCCCAGCUCCUCUCCCUUCCAGAAGGACCGUGCAGCUUCUAUUCCCACCUGCCGGAUGGCUGAUUAUGGUUCUUUUCAACCUUCGACUUUCUGAUACACAAGAAAUAAUGGCAUUAAAUUGCUUUGAUUUGCAUUAUUUGAUAAUUAUCAAGUUUGCACAUUUUUUAAUAUGUAUCUCAGGCAUUGUUAUUUUUUAACUGGGAUAAGCCUAUCAAGGUCUUUGUUCUGUUGGGUGCUACCUUUUUCAGUUUAAGUUUUAAAGCUAUUUACGUAUGCCCUCUCCCAGAGGGUGCAAAGUUUUUUCCCUGAGUUUGUGAUUUGCCUUAUAAUUUUGUAUAUGAGGUGUUGGGGGUUACAAAGUAUUAAAGCUUCUGUGUCGUCAAAGAGAUCUAUGGUGAAAUCUUUCUCCACUUUUGGUGUCAGAUUUCCA
Otolemur garnettii (small-eared galago) is the source of this 4122-nucleotide messenger RNA. It is a transcript of the gene CSF2RB, whose product is annotated as colony stimulating factor 2 receptor beta common subunit. Lineage: Eukaryota; Metazoa; Chordata; Mammalia; Primates; Galagidae. Bases 203 to 2869 code for a protein of 888 amino acids. Gene Ontology annotation, biological process: immunoglobulin mediated immune response; cytokine-mediated signaling pathway. Gene Ontology annotation, molecular function: protein binding; cytokine receptor activity. The transcript has 14 exons. The record is from RefSeq and is a predicted model, not a curated record. Gene Ontology annotation, cellular component: membrane; external side of plasma membrane.